GAUAUUCCCGUUUGUUAAGACGAUAAACCACCACCACCGUUAGUUUAGGUUUGAAGCAAGCAAGUUCCGGGAUGAGUAAACCCAGAUAGUGGCACUGUUUGGGUUAGGUUCGUCCCCAGAUCCCAGAAAUGGCGCUGCUUUCCAGGAUAACAACAUCCUCAUUACUACUAUCCCUAUCCUCCAAACCCAUUUGCAACGCCUUUCUGCUUUCUCGUUCAACCGCCACAACCUGCACAAAACAUCAGAACAAGAAGAAAAAGGAAAACGCCAAAGCAGCGUUGGCGAAGGAGAAGCGCAGAACCCGUUCCGACAAACAGUUCAACCACGACGCAAUAAUCGAGCGUUGCAACAUAAACGACACUGACACCGACACCAAGUUCUCUCACGUUCCUGUGAUGCUGGGCGAAGUCUUGGACGUGUUCUCCUCUACUUUCUUAACCUCCUUCGUCGAUUGCACUCUCGGCGCCGCAGGCCACUCCACCGCCGUGAUCAAGGGGCAUCAAGAGUUGAAGUAUUUCGUGGGGAUGGACGUGGACUCUGUCGCACACGACAUUGCCCAGCCUCGUCUUGAUGCCGUUUUGAACGGUGGUGUCAAAGCGAUUACCGUUUUGAGGAAUUUUAGAGACGUCAAGUCUGUGCUUAGAGAAUUUGAUGAGCUAAAGUUGGGGGUUGACGGCAUCUUAAUGGACUUGGGGAUUUCCUCUAUGCAGGUAGAUGAUCCUGUGAGAGGAUUCAGUGUGCUUGGUGAUGGACCACUUGAUAUGCGGAUGGAUCCUCAGGCAAGUCUUAAAGCAGAAGACAUAUUAAAUUCCUGGCCAGAUUCUGAAGUGGGCCGUAUCCUAAGGGAGUACGGGGAAGAAAGUAAUUGGCGAACUCUGCAAAAGAAAAUUGUCAAUGCCCGAUUACAUGGUGGAUUGCAUUCGACUAGUGACUUGCUCGAUCUUAUUCGGCGCGUGGCUCCUCCAAUGAGAGGUGGACGGCAAGGUUGGAUAAAGACGGCAACCCGGGUGUUUCAAGCUCUGAGAAUCGCUGUUAAUGAUGAACUGAAGACACUUGAGGAUUCUCUCUAUUAUUGUUUUGAUUGCCUUGCACCUGGGGGUAGGCUUGCUGUCAUAUCUUUUCAUAGUCUAGAGGACAGAAUUGUGAAACAGACAUUUCUUAACAUAAUCAAAGGGAGCAAAGAUGUGGAAGAAAGGGAGAGCCUCAACAGUGAUUUGAGGAAGACUAGUGAUGAAAUCAAAGAAAAAGAAGCAUGGAUAAAGCAAGUAAUAUAUGGAUCAAAUGGAACAAUUCUCACUAAAAGACCAAUCACGCCAUCAGGAGAAGAAGAAAAAUUAAACCGGCGAAGUAGAAGUGCAAAGCUCAGGGUUAUUCAGAAGCACUGAAGAUGAUAAAACAUGGCAAAUUGUAGUUUAGUGUAGAGUUUUUAGAAAUACCUGGAUUCAUAAUCUUGUCGGUAACUUGGUUAAUCUUUAUUAAAAAAAUAAAAAGUUGCUAUGUUCACAAGUCCUCUUUAAAAGAGAAAGGUCAAAAGGGACUUGUGCAUACGGUUGCAAAUUACCUGAUGUCUAUUUUAACUAGAAAUUUCUAGCAAAUUACUGUCUAAAGAUUUGGAUUUUAGUAAUUCAUCUGCUUAGGCUUUAAACAUUCAGCAGUUUAUAUGUAGUUGAAGUCCUAAUUUAAUUGUA
This is a messenger RNA of Glycine soja, 1688 nucleotides long. Its product is annotated as ribosomal RNA small subunit methyltransferase H-like. Gene Ontology annotation, molecular function: rRNA (cytosine-N4-)-methyltransferase activity. NCBI's taxonomy places the organism in Eukaryota, Viridiplantae, Streptophyta, Magnoliopsida, Fabales, Fabaceae. The transcript has 5 exons. The coding region runs from base 129 to 1385 and encodes 418 amino acids. The record is from RefSeq and is a predicted model, not a curated record. Gene Ontology annotation, biological process: rRNA base methylation.